AUGUUUACUUCUGCUAUUUACUUUUGUGUCAAGUUGGGAUUGUUGCAACUUUAUCCGGCCUACAUAUGUUACAAGGCUAUCAAGACCAACAACCAACAAGAAUUUGGUUCUCUUUUGAUUUUUUGGGUAGUUUCAAUCACUUAUCUUUCUCUCGAAUACUUCUCGGAUAUAUUUCUAUUCUGGUUGCCAUUUUAUAAUGAAAUCAAACUGGUAUUGGUAUUAUGGCUUAUUUUACCACAGACGCAGGGCGCAUCUGUGUUUUAUACACGAUACUUGGACCCAUUUUUGAACACACAUGAAGCACAAAUUGACAAUGCUCUGGUGGAGAUUCAAGCUAAGCUCAAACAGACCAUUGUCUUGUACGGCAAACAAGCUAUUGUUAAUGUCAGGAAGUGGGUGAUAGAUACUGUAUUCAAGGUAAAGAGAAAAUAG
Molecule: messenger RNA, 432 nt
Organism: Gilbertella persicaria
Lineage: Eukaryota; Fungi; Mucoromycota; Mucoromycetes; Mucorales; Choanephoraceae
Product: TB2/DP1, HVA22 family-domain-containing protein
Exons: 3
Coding region: 1-432 (143 amino acids)
Source: RefSeq, a predicted model, not a curated record